This is a messenger RNA of Cyprinus carpio (common carp), 1535 nucleotides long. Its product is annotated as trace amine-associated receptor 4-like. Gene Ontology annotation, cellular component: membrane. NCBI's taxonomy places the organism in Eukaryota, Metazoa, Chordata, Actinopteri, Cypriniformes, Cyprinidae. The record is from RefSeq and is a predicted model, not a curated record. Gene Ontology annotation, biological process: G protein-coupled receptor signaling pathway. Gene Ontology annotation, molecular function: trace-amine receptor activity.
UCGACAUGCACUAUAUAUGUGUAUAUCUUUCUUUGGAUAUUGGUCUUUAACAAACUGUACUAUUUUUAUAAUUCUCAGCCUUUUUAUGAUUACAAAGAAAAUCUUUUUAGCAUCCAGGUCAAAUGUGAUGACUUUAAAUAAGACUGAUAUUUACUUUGAAAAUAUGUUUCUCUGCUAUCCACUCCUGCCAAACUCUUGUCCGAAACUGCAUCGUCUUACUGUUGUUAAAGUGGCGAUAUAUAUUUUCAUGGUGCUGAUGAUCCUCACAACAGUUUUUGGGAACCUGCUGAUCAUCAUCUCCAUCUCUCACUUCAAACAGCUUCAGUCUCCAACUCAUCUGAUCGUUCGCUCUCUGGCUGCCAGCGACUGUCUGCUGGGUUCUUUGGUCAUGCCGUACAGUAUGGUGCGAUCUGUUGAAGGCUGCUGGUAUCUGGGAGAUGUUGUAUGUACAGUGCAUUCUAGUUUAGACAUGAGCUUCUGUAUCUCCUCCUUACUGCAUCUCAGUUUAGUAUCUGUCGACAGGUACAUGGCCAUUUGUGACCCACUAAGAUACAGAAUGAGGGUCACAAACAACACUGUGACUGCAUUUAUUACCUUCAUAUGGCUGUUUUCAAUUUUUUAUAGUUUUUUUAUUGUGUUUUCAGGUGUAAACAAAAUCGGCUUGGAGUCGUUCAUCAUGCAGGUUUACUGUGUGGGAAGUUGUGUUUUGUUUUUUAACAAACAGUGGGGUAUAAUAUGUCCAAUUCUCACAUUUUUCCUUCCCGGGACGAUUAUGAGCUCUCUGUAUAUGAAAAUCUUCUAUGUUGCACAAAAACAUGCAAAGGUUAUGUCAGAAAGAGUGACUGUGAUGGCAGCAGUAGAGCUGAAGAGCCAAAGCUCUGUUCACAGAGAGAGAAAAGCAGCUAAAACUCUGGCCAUUGUCAUGGGUGUUUUUUUGUUCUGCUGGCUGCCUAUUUUUAUUGCUACUAUCAUCGACUCUUUUCUUAAUUUUGUUACUCCAGCCAGUGUCUUUGAUGCUUUGGUUUGGUUUGGAUAUUUUAACUCCACUUGUAACCCAUUGAUCUAUGGUUUUUUCUACUCUCGCUUUCAGAAGGCCUUCAAAAUACUCAUAUCGUCCUGUAUUUAUGGCUUCAGUGACUCAAUCACCUUAACUUUUGAGUGAAUGUUAUUUUUAUAUCAGGUUAUCAUGCUUUGCAUCACAAUUAAAAUUUCUUCCUUUUAUUAAACUAUGCUUUUAUUGACUAGUUCAUGCAUGCUGAAAUAAUUUACCAUAUAAUAUUUUGGACAAUAUGACAAAAUAUUAAUAAGAUUUUUACAACUAUUGAAAUAAACUGUGUUCUAUAUCUUAUAAGAACCUCCUAAAUUUAAUGAAAGUUGUGAUGUUAUUCUUUAUUAUUCCAUAUAAGUGGAAAUUAUAAAUGCAACAGAUACUUCUAACUUAAAUGCAGGGCAAGGUUAUACAUCAGCAUAAGCUAAUUUAGAAAUGAAGUAGAGAAGACAUAAAAUGAUAUGUGAUGUUCAGAUGCAAAAAUAUU